Bubalus bubalis (water buffalo) is the source of this 3816-nucleotide messenger RNA. It is a transcript of the gene AXIN2, whose product is annotated as axin 2. Gene Ontology annotation, biological process: negative regulation of canonical Wnt signaling pathway. The transcript has 10 exons. The coding region runs from base 312 to 2681 and encodes 789 amino acids. NCBI's taxonomy places the organism in Eukaryota, Metazoa, Chordata, Mammalia, Artiodactyla, Bovidae. The record is from RefSeq and is a predicted model, not a curated record.
CGCGGCGGGGAUUGGCGCGGCGGGAUCAGGGCGGCGGGGCGGGCGCGCGGGGCCGGCGGCGCUUUGAUCAGGUCCUGGCAACUCGGUACCGCCGGGCGCCGGGAAGUGAAGAGAAGCGCUCGCAGCCAUGAAUCGCGGGGCCGCCCCGGGCCCGGGGCGCCCGGGUCCCCCGCCGCCGGCUGCGCUCUGAAAGAAAGGAGGCUCAGAUGAGUCCCUGCUGACUUGAGAGAGAAAGAGAGACCACGCUGAUUGCUGGGAGGAACUGGAAGAAGAAAAAAAUUCCUAAACUCAGCGAGAAGAAGGCACUCGCCAUGAGCAGUGCUGUGCUGGUGCCUCGGCUCCCAGACCCCAGCAGCAGCUUCCGCGAGGAUGCCCCGCGGCCCCCAGUGCCCGGGGAAGAAGGGGAGACCCCACCGUGCCAGCCGGGCGUGGGAAAGGGCCCGGCCGCCAAGGCCCCGCCCGUCUCCCCCAGCGCCCGGCGGAACGAGGGCGGGCUGGGGGAGCCGGAGGGCCGGGCGUCCCCGGAUUCCCCGCUAACCAGGUGGACCAAGUCUCUGCAUUCCUUGCUGGGCGAUCAGGACGGUGCUUAUCUCUUCCGGACUUUCCUGGAGCGGGAGAAAUGCGUGGAUACUUUAGACUUCUGGUUCGCCUGCAAUGGAUUCCGGCAAAUGAACCUGAAGGAUGCCAAAACUUUACGAGUAGCCAAAGCGAUCUACAAAAGGUACAUCGAGAACAACAGCAUCGUCUCCAAGCAGCUGAAACCUGCCACCAAGACGUACAUUCGGGACAGCAUCAAGAAGCAGCAGAUUGACUCAGUAAUGUUUGACCAGGCCCAGACCGAGGUCCAGGCCCUGAUGGAGGAGAAUGCCUACCAGACGUUUCUGACGUCGGACAUAUGCCUCCAGUACGUGGGGAGCGGGGGCGAGAACCCAGCUUACCUGAGUCAGGGGGGCCUGGGCAGCCUCAGGCUUGUGUGUGGCUACCUCCCCACCUUGAACGAGGAGGAGGAGUGGACUUGUGCCGACUUCAAGUGCAAACUCCCCCCCACCGUGGUGGGCUUGUCCAGCAAGACCCUGAGGGCCACAGCCAGCGCGAGGGCCAUGGACACCAUCGAAAGCGGAUACAGAGAUGGCGUCCCUCCCUACCGCGUGGGGAGUAAGAAGCAGCUGCAAAGAGAGAUGCACCGGAGCGUGAAGGCCAACGGUCAAGUGUCCCUACCUCACUUCCCGAGAACCCACCGGCUACCCAAGGAGAUGACCCCCGUGGAGCCUGCCGCCUUCGCGGCUGAGCUCAUCGCCCGGCUGGAGAAGCUGAAGCUGGAGCUGGAGACGCGGCACAGCCUGGAGGAACGGCUGCAGCAGAUCCAAGAGGACGAGGAGAAGGAGAGUGUGGAGCUGGCACCGGGCUCACGAGAGGCAGGGCCUGCGCCACACCCGCUUUGCCUCCUGCCAUCCAGCAGCUACGAGGAGGACCCGCAGACCAUCCUGGACGACCACCUGUCCAGGGUCCUCAAGACCCCCGGCUGCCAGUCCCCGGGUGUGGGCCGCUACAGCCCCCGUGCGCGCUCCCCUGACCACCACCACCGCCACCACCUCCAGUCACACCGUGCGCUGCCCCCGCCUGGGGGCCCCCUGCCCCCCGCGGCCGUCCCAGCCAGCUGCUCCCUCCUCGGGGCCAGGGGCUUCGUGAGCAGGCAGGCCACGAAGCACGUCCACCACCACUACAUCCACCACCACGCCGGCCCCCGGACCCGGGAUGAAGCGGAGGCCGAGGCCGCCCCGCGGGCGCGCUGCCCCUGCCCAGUCCCCGGGGGCGCCGACUACUCCUGCUGCGCCAAGUGCAAGAGCCACCCCGGGGUCCCUGAGCCCCCUGGGGCUGCCCAGCUUGGCCGGGGCGGUGCCCCCCCAAGACGAAGCACGGCACUGGCCAGGGAAGCCGGGGCCCCCGGUGGAAUGGGGUCCCUGCAGCCGCCUGGGGAGGAAGGAGACAGGGCGCAGGUCGUGUGGCAGUGGGUGCUGGAGAGCGAGCGGCCGGGCAAGCCCAAGCCCCACAGCGCCCAGAGCACCAAGCGGGUCUACCCCACGGAGUCAGCCCGCACAUCCCCAGCCGAGCGGGCCGGCCGCCACCACCUGUGGGGGGGCAGCACUGGGCACCCCCGCGCUGUCCCCCGGGCCCACCCGGCAUGCACCCAGGACUCCACGGUGCCUCCCCUGACCCCGCCUAACACCCUGGCCCAGCUGGAGGAGGCAUGCCGCCGGCUGGCCGAAGUGUCCAAACCCCCGAAGCAGCGGUGCUGUGCGGCCGGUCAGCAGAGGGACAGGACCCACCCAGGCCCCGGGAUACCAGGCACCACAUCCUUCUCCAGCCCGAGCCCAGCUUCAGAAGACCACAAGGAGCCCAAGAAGCUGGCAGGGAUGCAUGCGCUCCAGGCCAGCGAGCUGGUGGUCACUUACUUCUUCUGCGGGGAGGAGAUCCCCUACCGGCGGAUGCUGAAGGCCCAGAGCCUGACCUUGGGCCACUUUAAGGAGCAGCUCAGCAAAAAGGGAAACUACCGGUAUUACUUCAAAAAGGCGAGCGACGAGUUCGCGUGCGGAGCGGUGUUUGAGGAGGUAUGGGACGACGAGGUGGUCUUGCCCAUGUACGAGGGCCGCAUCCUGGGCAAGGUGGAGAGGAUCGACUGAGCCCUCCUCUGCCGGGGCGACCAUGACCCCGCCUUGCGAAGCAAGAGUGAAGAUGCGAGACGAGUCCCGCGGGCCUUCGGGAGGGCGGGGUCGGCCUUCGCGGCUCCGCCCGCGCUGCGGAGAGGAAAGCCGGAACUGCUCGCUGCGCCGGCGACGCUGACUGCCGGAGAGGCUGCCGCGUGUCCUGGGCGACCCCCCGGGCUGUGAAUCCAGCCCUGGCUCACCUGGACAGGAGUCCCUGCUGGUAUUUAUUGAACAGGCUUCCCGCGUGUGGACGUGGGAGAGGGAUUUUCCUGGUUCUCUGUCACCAAGAAUUAAGCUACGCGUGAAGACGGACUGUCCAGGGUGGCCUGCCGCCGGCACACGCGGAAAUUGGUGCAUUUUCCGCUCCCCCGCGCCACCACCCCGCGCUGCUGUUUUUUCAUAUAGGUCUGGAGGCCUGGUGUUGAGGUCCUGUCAAUGGGAUGAUCGUGGCGGGGGGACGCAGCCUCCCUGGGGCCGAAGUCCAUCCUGUGACUUCUGGGGCUCCCCACCCCACGGCCGACGCCUGCUGCAGCCGUGUGGUUCGACUUGUGAUUUAUGGAAAUAGCGGUCCUGGUCCUUGGCGUUUGUUACAGAUUACUUUCUGGACCCCAGCCAUUCUAGAAGCUACUUCUCAGCUCACCCCUGCCCUGCAAAGCAGCGAACAGCUUUGGGAAGACUGGCCCGAGCACCCUCCCUGCAGACGCCUUCCUGUUGGCGUUGGGGUUUUCACGUUGACUCAUAGCUGUGCGUACUGUCGGCCGUUGUCCCCUGAACCCGCGUCUAUAUAUUGUGUGGAGAGAGUAUUCACCACUGUCUCUGGAGCUUGACUUUGAAUCAGUACAGUACCUGUACCUGCACGGUGCCCACGCCGUGUGUCGCCCUAUAUUGAGGGCUCCAGCUUUCCCUUGUUUUUUGAAAGGGGUUUAUGUACAAAUAUAUUUUAUGCCUUUUUAUUACAAGUCUUGUACUCAAUGACUUUUGCCAUGGCAUUUUGUUCUACUUAUACUGUAAAUUAUGCAUUAUAAAGAGUUCAUUUAAGGAAAAUUACUUGGUACAAUAAUUAUUGUAAUUAAGAGAUGUAGCCUUUAUUAAAAUUUUAUAUUUUUCAAAA